Entamoeba invadens IP1 is the source of this 1314-nucleotide messenger RNA. RefSeq lists its product as hypothetical. Bases 1 to 1314 code for a protein of 437 amino acids. NCBI's taxonomy places the organism in Eukaryota, Evosea, Mastigamoebida, Endamoebidae. The record is from RefSeq and is a predicted model, not a curated record. The transcript has 4 exons. Gene Ontology annotation, molecular function: protein binding.
AUGUUCAAUUAUUUUUUUAUUGUCUUUUUAUUUUUUUUUUUAUUGUUGUCAAAAUACAUAUUUUUUAAAAAAGUGUUUUUUCCUAUAUAUUCACAAAUUGUAAAAAGAGAUAAAUAUUUCUCCGUUAAAACGGUGAUAUUUUUCACUCUUCGACAAUGGUUUUAUACAUAUGCAGCAACAAUAGUAUUAAUAGUUUAUAAAGGUUUAUGCUUUUUUACAAUAAAAAAUAAAAAAAGAUUAUUUGGUACUCUAAACUUUUUGAAUAUACAAACAUUUAAUUUGAACGGCGUUGAUAAAGGAAGGUUCUGCAUAAAAGCGCCACAUUUAAAAACGAUUUUUAUCGAAAAUUCAAUGGAAGUCAUUUUUGAUAAAAUGUGCGAAUUUCAACAACUUGAAGUUGUCCAGGUGUGUAAGUCUUGUACAAUCAAAUUUAAAACAAAUUGCACAACAAAGGUGAAACGAAUUAUUUGCAGUGAAGCGACUUCAACUUCAAUUCAUAUGGAAAUUCCAGAGGUCCAGAAUGUUUCUAUUUCGCAGUGCACAACUCUGAAAAUAUCAAAAUUGAAACUUGAGAAGUUAAAUACUGAAAUUUAUAUAAGAAAUUCAAAUGUUAAAUUUGAUGGAUUUGAAUCUAAAAUUGAUAAAAUUGAAUUCUACUACAGUGAAAACAAAAAUGAUGUAUUUAGAAACGACUGCAAUGAAUUUUGUGGGCUGUCUAAAUUUGUACCAAUGUCGCUAGGCUCUGUAGUUACCAAGAACAUUAUCACUCAAAGUGAGUACCACAAAGACUUAGAUUAUGAGAUGUUAAUUUCGUCUUAUUUUUGGGACAAGAUGGGUUAUACACAAAACAUUUCGUAUAUCAACUCGACUGGAAAGUACGAGAACUAUAAUUCCAAUGACUUAAAAUAUUUUGAGAUCAGUGUAGAAGGACUUAGUUGUGUGUCAUUAGGAGUCGUUUCAAGUACAUACUAUUUGUUUAAGUAUUUAAUGGUGGGGUGGGGGACUCCUUCUAUUGGAAUGGAUUCUAGUGAUGGAUCCUUUUAUUAUAACGGCAAUGAAAUUGAAAAUGAGGAACAAGUGACGUUUGGAUUAGUACUUGGUAAAGUGGAUAUUGCCGGGUGUGGUUUUAUUAAAAGCACUAAUGAAGUCUUCUUCACUGUCAAUGGAAAAUUAAUAAAAAAAAGUAAAAAUAGACUUUUCGGAUUUGUCUGCUGCUAUCUCAUACAGACAAACAAAUCCAAUUAUGGUCAACUACGGCAAAGAACCAUUUAUUUACAAUUUGUCGUCUUUGAAUAUAAAUCAAAACUAAUUUAA